Durio zibethinus is the source of this 318-nucleotide messenger RNA. The record is from RefSeq and is a predicted model, not a curated record. NCBI's taxonomy places the organism in Eukaryota, Viridiplantae, Streptophyta, Magnoliopsida, Malvales, Malvaceae.
AUGAUGAGAUCAAGGCAGCUGGAAGAAGAGGAAAGAGAAGAGCAGCUAGAAGAGAUUCGUAAUCGUGAAGCUGCAACCGAGUUUGAGAAGGGAAAUGAAGUAGAGAAAGGCAGCAUAAAGGUGAAGAUAGUGCUUACAAAAGAGGAGCUAGAGUUGUUUUUGCUGAAGCUGAAGAAUAACAAUGGAGGGAAGAGCUUAGGGGAUCUUUUGGCGGAAAUGGAGAAAGCAAGAUCAGGAAAAGUUGAUUCCUGGAGACCUUCAUUGGAGAGUAUCAUGGAAGACGCCGACCCUGAAGGACUUGAAAUGGACAGAUCAUGA